This is a messenger RNA of Mustela lutreola (European mink), 285 nucleotides long. RefSeq names its product small ribosomal subunit protein eS27-like. Gene Ontology annotation, biological process: ribosomal small subunit assembly; translation. NCBI's taxonomy places the organism in Eukaryota, Metazoa, Chordata, Mammalia, Carnivora, Mustelidae. Bases 1 to 285 code for a protein of 94 amino acids. Gene Ontology annotation, cellular component: ribosome; cytosolic small ribosomal subunit. The transcript is spliced from 2 exons. The record is from RefSeq and is a predicted model, not a curated record. Gene Ontology annotation, molecular function: RNA binding; structural constituent of ribosome.
AUGGCCUUUCUGAAGGACCUCCUCCACCAGUCCCCAGAAGAGGAAAAGAAGAAGCCCAAGACGAAACACCUGGUGCAGAGCCCCAACUACUACGUCAUGGAUGUGAAGUGCCCAGCAUGUUACAAAAUUACCAUCCUCUUCAGCCAUGCACCAACACUAGUUUUGUGUGUUGGCUGCUCCACUGUCCUUUGCCAGCCUCUGGGAGGAAAAGCAAGGCUUAAAGAAGGAUACUCCUUCAGCUGGAAGCAAUACAAAAAUCACCCUGGGGGCACCUGGAUUUUGUGA